AUGAAUUAGAUUAAUAUUAUUAAGAGAAAUUAAAUAUUUAUAUUUGUUAUUAAUUAGGAUCAACUAAAUUUUGAUUUCUAAUUAAAAGCUUUAUUCUUUUUUAAUCCAUUGGCUGUUCCAACAGUGACAAAACCAUCUGAAUAAGUAAUUAAUUUAUUUAGCUUUUAGGAUUGA
Paramecium sonneborni is the source of this 174-nucleotide messenger RNA. The record is from the annotation of a GenBank genome assembly. Lineage: Eukaryota; Ciliophora; Oligohymenophorea; Peniculida; Parameciidae.